Spinacia oleracea (spinach) is the source of this 1629-nucleotide messenger RNA. RefSeq lists its product as uncharacterized. The coding region runs from base 254 to 1462 and encodes 402 amino acids. The transcript is spliced from 6 exons. Gene Ontology annotation, molecular function: adenyl-nucleotide exchange factor activity. NCBI's taxonomy places the organism in Eukaryota, Viridiplantae, Streptophyta, Magnoliopsida, Caryophyllales, Amaranthaceae. The record is from RefSeq and is a predicted model, not a curated record. Gene Ontology annotation, cellular component: endoplasmic reticulum.
UAACACAUGUAUUUUGAAGCUCCUAAUAAAUUGAAGAACUCUCCAGCAUAUUCCAGAACGUUCUUACACGACUACGGAGUUCUUCGUACUUUAAAAGUUUAAAAGUAAUAGGAAAUUUGGGAAGGAAACGAGUCGACGCGCCCAUAAUCAACGGAAGAAGAACACUAGAACAGCAAACCAAACUCAAAAAGGGUUUUGCAAUUCCUCCUUCAUCAAUAUCUGAACUUUCUCACGAAAUUUUCCCACAGAAUUCAUGAAUCAAGACAAUCCCAAUUGGGACGGGCUUCUGAAAUGGAGUCUCUCUCACUCCGACGGUACUCAACCUCAACGCCAAUUAAGCAAGGAGGACCGAAAGUGGUUUAUGGAAGCCAUGCAGUCACAAACAGUUGAUGUUGUCAAGCGGAUGAAAGAGAUAACUCAAGUUAUGAAAACUCCAGAGGAAGUCUUAGAUUCCCAAGGAGUCAGUCCUGGUGAUAUUGAAGAUAUGUUGGAUGAGCUGCAAGAGCAUGUGGAGUCGAUUGAUAUGGCAAAUGAUCUUCAUUCAAUUGGCGGGCUGUCUCCUCUGCUUGGUUAUCUUAAGAAUCGCCAUGCAAAUAUUCGAGCAAAGGCUGCAGAUGUUGUGACGACCAUUGUUCAGAACAAUCCUAAGAGUCAACAGUUAGUGAUGGAAGCAAAUGGCUUUGAACCUCUACUGACCAAUUUCGCUUCAGACCCUGAUAUGAAAGUGCGUACACAGGCACUGAGUGCCUUAGCAUCUUUGAUCCGUUACAAUAAACCUGGCACUGCAGCAUUUCGCCUUGCAAAUGGUUAUGCAGCAUUAAAAGAUGCUUUAAGCUCCGACAGUGUUAGAUUUCAAAGGUAUCCACCUUUUAUGGAGAUGAAAGCACUGAAUUUACUUCAUUAUCUUGUACGGGAAAACCAAUCUGAUGGUUUUGUGGUAACUGAACUUGGGUUCCCCCGUAUCAUGAUUCACCUUUCCUCUAGUGAGGAUGCGACUGUUCGAGAAGCUGCUCUACAGGGUUUGCUGGAGCUUGCACGUGCAAAACUUGAUGAGACCACUGGACAGCAGUCAAUAGGCGAAGAUGAUAAAUUGAAGCAGCUCCUUGAAGAACGUAUUCAAGGCAUCAGCUUGAUGUCACAGGAAGAGCUUGAGGCUGCCAAGGAAGAGAGGCAACUGGUUGACCAAUUAUGGAAUACUUGUUACAACAAGCCUAGUUCCCUGAGGGAGAAAGGUCUUCUUGUACUUCCAGGCGAAGACGAAGAUUUACCUCCACCUGAUGUUGCCAGCAAACACUUUGAACCUCCUCUUCGAGCUUGGGCUGCCAAACGCGAACCUGAGAAGUCUUCUGAGCCUGAAAAGAAAGAGGCUCCUUUGCUCUUAGGUCCUAGUACUACUUCCACUUUAGAGAAUAGCUCUAAUGGAAGUGUUGAGAAUGCUGAGGCUAGAAACGUUUCUUCCUAGGCUGUUUUGCUUACUUUUCUUGGCUUUACCAUUAUUAUAAAGAUCUUGUUUUGAACCUUCAUGUUUUAUGCUAGGCAGGAACCAAUGUACCAUAGUGAUGACAAAACUUGACAAGUAUUUUUGGACUUGUUUCUUUUAAUAUGUUAUCGUUCUGUAUUUGAACUUCA